CCUCUUCCUCUCUCCUCCCUCCGGACGCCAGGCUCCUCCGCACCCCCUCCCCUGGGAGCCCCGGCGGCUUCACUCCCCACCCUCACCUCAGCGCGACCAUGGCCACCAUCCCAGACUGGAAGCUACAGCUGCUAGCCCGCCGACGGCAGGAGGAGGCAGCCCUUCGUGGCCGGGAGAAGGCAGAACGGGAGCGUCUGUCCCAGAUGCCGGCCUGGAAGCGGGGACUCCUGGAGCGUCGCCGAGCCAAGCUUGGUCUGUCUCCUGGAGAACCUAGCCCUGCACAUGGGACUACAGAGGCUGGACCUCCAGACUCAGAUGAGUCGGCUGUCCUCCUGGAGGCCAUUGGGCCAGUGCACCAGAACCGAUUCAUUCGGCAGGAGCGCCAGCAGCAGCAGCAACAGCAGCGGAAUGAAGAGUUACUUGCAGAGAGAAGGCCUGGGCCUUUGGAGGCCCGAGAUCGGAGACCGAGCCCUGGGGAGAUGCGGGAUCAGAGCCCCAAGGGAAGAGAGUCAAAAGAAGAGUGGCUCAGUCCCAGGGAGGCCAGAGAGAGGAGGCUGGGGAUAGGGGGAGCCCGAGAGUUGAGCCCCAGGCCUUUAGAGGCUUGGGACUGGAGGCAGAGCCCUGGAGAGGCUGGAGACAGGAGCUCCAGACUGUUAGAGGCCCGGAAAUGGAGGCUGAGCCCCGGAGAAACUCCAGAGUGGAGUCUGAGACUGGCAGAGCCUGGAGAACAAAGCCCCAGGAGAAAAGAGGUAGUGGAAAGUAGACUGAGCCCUGCAGAGUCUGACAACCAGAAGUCGGGGCUGACGGAGUCGCAUAAAUGGAGGCCUGACUCUGGAGAGUCUCAGGAACAGAGUUUGGUACAACUGGAGGCAUCAGAGUGGAGGCUGAGCUCAGAAGAAGAAAGAAAAGACUGUUCGGAGGAAUGCGGGAGAAAAGAAGAGAGACCAGUUCCAAGGCUGGCCUCAGAAGAGAUUACAGAGCUGUCAGAGACCCUGACAAGGGAGGCUCCAGACAGCAGCUCCAGAGAAGUGGAGGCAGGAGAGCAAAGGCCCACCCCUGUGGAGGAUGGUGAGAGGGGCCUGAGGCUGACAGAAGGAUGGAAAUGGACCCUGAACUCUGGAAAGGCUCGAGAAUGGACACCCAGGGACACAGAGGCUCAGACUCAGAAACCAGUCCCCCCCGAGUCUGCUGAGAAGUAUUUGGGGCCUCUUGGUACUGAGGCUGGAGAAGGGGAGGCUGAGAAGAAGGCGGGGGCUCAGGGCAGGCCUCUGAGAACCCCGCAGAACUACAGCUCUGUGCCCUCCCCCUUCCCACCAGAGGACGCUGGGACUGGAGGCUCUAGAAGGCAGGAAGAGGAAGCAGUGGAUCUCCGGCCCCCACCAGCAGCCCCUCUGUCUCCCCCACCCCCAGCCCCACCUGCCCCCCAGCCCCCUGGGGAUCCCCUCAUGAACCGUCUGUUCUAUGGGGUGAAGGCAGGGCCAGGGGUGGGGGCCCCUCGCCGCAGUGGACACACCUUCACAGUCAACCCCCGGCGGUCCGUACCCCCUGCAGCCCCCACCACUCCUGCCACCCCAGCCACAGCUGAUGCGGCAGUCCCUGGAGCUGGGAAGAAGCGGUACCCGACUGCUGAGGAGAUCUUGGUUCUGGGGGGCUACCUCCGCCUCAGCCGCAGCUGCCUUGUCAAGGGGUCCCCUGAAAGGCACCACAAACAGCUCAAGAUCUCCUUCAGCGAGACAGCAUUGGAGACCACGUACCAAUACCCCUCCGAGAGUUCGGUGCUGGAGGAGCUGGGCCCGGAGCCUGAGACUCCCAAUGCUUCCAGCACCCCAGAGGCACAAGCCGACGACGAGGAGGAUGAGGAGGAGCUGCUGCUGCUCCAGCGGGAGCUCCAGGGCGGGCUGCGCACCAAGGCCCUGAUCGUGGAUGAGUCCUGUCGGAGGUGAACUUCUUUCAACAUAGGGUCUAUACCCUGGUUUCCCGGAACUGAAGAUCCUGGAGCCCAGAAGACUGAGAAUAGAGAGACCCU
Molecule: messenger RNA, 2026 nt
Organism: Lontra canadensis (Northern American river otter)
Lineage: Eukaryota; Metazoa; Chordata; Mammalia; Carnivora; Mustelidae
Gene: PPP1R18
Product: protein phosphatase 1 regulatory subunit 18
Exons: 4
Coding region: 99-1943 (614 amino acids)
Molecular function (GO): phosphatase binding
Source: RefSeq, a predicted model, not a curated record